Penicillium cataractarum is the source of this 603-nucleotide messenger RNA. RefSeq names its product GNAT family N-acetyltransferase. Gene Ontology annotation, molecular function: acyltransferase activity, transferring groups other than amino-acyl groups. NCBI's taxonomy places the organism in Eukaryota, Fungi, Ascomycota, Eurotiomycetes, Eurotiales, Aspergillaceae. The coding region runs from base 1 to 603 and encodes 200 amino acids. The transcript has a single exon. The record is from RefSeq and is a predicted model, not a curated record.
AUGCAAGAUACAGUCGUUGGUCUAGCAGAAGCCACACACCUCCCAUCCAUAGGCACCCUCCACGCCCGCGCCUACCAUCCAACCCGAGAAUGGCACCGCAGGAUAUUCCCCGCAUCCAUCGCACCCUGGUGGGAAAAGAAAUACGCCCUAGACAUUGCAGAUCCAAAUUGCUACGUUCUCAAGAUCUCAUCCACCGACUCUCGAACUACAGUUCUAGGCCUCCUCUCCCUACGCAAAUACGAAGCCGAUCAAAAAGGUGCUGGACGAUGGACAUCUUGUCUUCCCCCGCCCGAGGUUGAUAGGCAAGCGUAUGACGCCAUGCUCAGUUCUAUGAUAGAGUGUCGUGAGAGAUUCAUGUUGGGCCGUGUCCAUCUUUGUAUUGAUCAUUUUGGAGUGGAUCAUGGGUAUCAGGGACGUGGGAUGGGGAAGAUGCUCAUGGGGAGGGCGUGUGAGAUUGCGGAUGCAGAGAGACUGGAUGUUUUUGUGCAGGCUAAUGAGUUUGCCGAGUCGUUUUAUGGGAAUUUUGGGUUUGAGACGCAGGAGAAGGUUGUGAUUCCUCCUGAUGGCGUUACACAGUGCUUUCUUAUUCGGCGGGCUAGGUAA